Messenger RNA from Temnothorax curvispinosus, 2857 nucleotides. It is a transcript of the gene Gclc, whose product is annotated as glutamate--cysteine ligase catalytic subunit. Gene Ontology annotation, molecular function: glutamate-cysteine ligase activity. Gene Ontology annotation, biological process: glutathione biosynthetic process. NCBI's taxonomy places the organism in Eukaryota, Metazoa, Arthropoda, Insecta, Hymenoptera, Formicidae. The record is from RefSeq and is a predicted model, not a curated record. The transcript has 10 exons. Gene Ontology annotation, cellular component: glutamate-cysteine ligase complex. Bases 303 to 2216 code for a protein of 637 amino acids.
GUCGUCCCGUCGGUCCCCGUGCUUGGACUAGUUCGCGCAUGAUCGUUGAGAUUUCGUAUUGAAAUCUAAGAAAUCAUGCUGCCACGAGUAUAUAUGUCGCACUAGCGACCGAUAGUGUGGAGUAGUGGAGCUGUGGAGUGACAGCGAGGAUAGUUGGCGGAAACAACCGGUUACAAUUGAGCGAACGGCGAUCGCGCGGCGCGGAACUUCGGCUGGGGCCGUCGCGCGAGAGCCUUCUCUCCCCCGCCGGCGUUCGCCGAUUUUCUCUCGGUGAACCGUGAGGGGAUUCGAACCGCCCGAGGAUGGGCCUGCUCUCCGAGGGAAGCCCGCUGAGCUGGGAGGAAACGAAGAAGCUGUCCGAUCACGUGCGCAAGCAUGGGGUUAUCCAGUUUAUUAACCUGUACAAGAGGCUCCGGGACAGGCAGGGAGACGUUCUCAAGUGGGGCGACGAGGUAGAAUAUAUACUCGUAAAGUUCGACGAUGAUGCAAAAACUGCAAAGCUUAGUUUAAGAGCUGUGGAAAUAUUAAGAAUCUUAAAUGAGAAAGAAAACGAAGAUCCAGAUAAUGUAAAGUCACUGUGGAGACCAGAAUACGGCGCUUAUAUGAUCGAGGGAACUCCAGGAAAACCGUAUGGAGGAUUAUUAGCUCAUUUUAACGUUGUCGAAGCUAAUAUGCGCUAUCGAAGGCAAGAGGCAACAAAAUUACUCCAACCUAAUGAAGUCUUGAUGUCACUAACCGUUUUCCCAAGAGUAGGAGCUCCUGAUUUUACCGAUCCCGUUACUCAUCCGACACCCAAUACUGGUGCCUCUAGGAGUUUGUUUUUCCCCGAUGAAGCUAUAUAUCCCGGUCACCCACGUUUCAAGACAUUGACCAGGAACAUUAGGGAACGACGUCAAGAAAAAGUUGCUAUAAACAUUCCUAUUUACAAAGAUGAAAAUGUGCCACUGUUAUUCAAAGAAGAUCUUGGCAGCAAGGGAGACGACGGGUCCUCAUCAAAGGCAGCUAAAGAUAAUCACAUUUAUAUGGACGCAAUGGGUUUUGGGAUGGGAUGCUGUUGUUUGCAACUUACCUUUCAGGCAUGUAACAUAGAAGAAGCAAGAACGUUAUACGACCAACUGACACCCUUAUGUCCAAUCAUGUUGGCUUUAACCGCUGCCAGUCCAUUUUAUCGAGGCUAUGUAAGUGAUGUUGAUUGUCGAUGGAACGUCAUAUCUUCGUCGGUGGACUGCAGGACGCAAGAAGAACGUGGAUUGAAACCUCUCAAAGAGAACAAGUUUAGGAUCAGUAAGUCUAGGUACGAUUCUAUCGAUUCGUACCUCAGCGAACAGGGCGAAAAAUACAACGAUGUCCCUUUGACGUACGAUGACGAGAUAUAUAAACAACUUUUGGAUAAUGGAAUUGAUCACCUGCUUGCGCAACACAUAGCUCAUUUGUUUAUCAGAGAUAGUGUCUCCUUAUUUUCCGAAAAAAUCCAUCAGAAUGAUCUGGAAGAUACUGAUCACUUUGAGAAUAUACAGUCUACGAACUGGCAAACUAUGCGCUUUAAACCACCACCGCCAAACUCGUCUAUCGGUUGGCGCGUAGAAUUCCGUCCAUGCGAAGUUCAAAUCACGGACUUCGAAAAUGCCGCAAUAGUUUGUUUCACGGUACUAUUGACGAGAGUCAUUCUGAGUUACAAGCUGAACCUUUUAAUCCCGAUCAGUAAGGUUGAUCAAAAUAUGGUCAGGGCUCAGAAAAGGGAUGCAGUAAAAGUAGAGAAAUUUUGGUUUCGUCGUGAUAUUACCUCCGACAUAAAGUCUGACAACACUCAAUUGGAAUACACCGAGUUUACGAUCAAUGAAAUUAUCAAUGGAAAGAAUGGCGUUUUCCCUGGUCUUGUGCCACUUGUAAACUCGUAUCUAGCUAACAUGAAUGUAGACGCUGAUACACACUGCACUAUCCAAAGAUACCUAAAAUUAAUACAGAAACGAGCUUCUGGUGAGCUUUUAACAACUGCCGCAUGGCUGAGAAAAGAGGUCACUUCGCAUGCUGAAUACAAGCACGAUGCAGUAAUAACACAGCGCAUCAAUUACGAUCUACUAAAGAAAAUUGAUAGCAUCGUCUCCAGCGAUAUAUCGUGUCCGGAAUUACUCGGACAGUGUGUAUCGUCUAAAACUACCGAUACCAUACCUGCUGCCGUAGCUAAAGCGGAAAAGUGUUCAACAACAAAUUGUUAACGAUAACGAUGUCGAGACAUUUCAGAAGUCUAUUUUACUGAACUAACCGGGUUUGUGAUAAAAAAUUAUUUACGCAGGUAUCACUUACAAAAACUUGAGUGAAUUUCCAUGUUUAAAGAUUGCGCGUAAACGCAAUCUGAUUGUCCACGAUUAUUAUCCUUAUUAUAAAGAUAACUAUUUUCGAGUAGGUAUAUCUUUGAAUAUUGUAUGCAGUAUUUCUGGAUCAUGUUAAGUAAUAUUAGAGUCCGUUUUUCUGUUUAGUAAUACAUACACUGAAUAAAUGUAAUUGAAUUAAAAGGAUCAAAAAAUACAAAUAUUUAAGUGCUAAAACACUAGCUAAAGUAUUAGAUAGUUCAAUGAACAAAUGUUAUAAAAGAAAAGAGAUUAUAUAUGUAUCGAUAGAUAUGUACUUAAGAUUUAAAAAAAAUUGUACAAAAAUUGUGCAUAUAUUGAUAUAUAGCUAGCCUUUGGAAUAUAGAUUAUACAGCAUUAAUUAUAAAGUAAGACGAUACGAAUUAAAAUUGUAAAAUGAGAAAAAGAUGCACAUAAAGUAUGCAUAUAUAUGCGCUAAUAGUUUUCGCAAAUUGAAAUUACUUUAAGUCAAAUUGUUAUUAUCUGAAUAAAACGAUAAUAUAUCUGCA